Ochotona princeps (American pika) is the source of this 1302-nucleotide messenger RNA. RefSeq names its product dephospho-CoA kinase domain containing (gene DCAKD). Gene Ontology annotation, biological process: coenzyme A biosynthetic process. The transcript has 6 exons. The record is from RefSeq and is a predicted model, not a curated record. Lineage: Eukaryota; Metazoa; Chordata; Mammalia; Lagomorpha; Ochotonidae. Gene Ontology annotation, molecular function: ATP binding; dephospho-CoA kinase activity. The coding region runs from base 345 to 1040 and encodes 231 amino acids.
CGGGCAGAAGUAGCCCGUUCCGGUGGUCGCGCAGCAUGUUGGGAGUUGUAGUUUGAGGGUGAAUGGGGUUGCGGGCGUGGAGGUUUCAAAAUCCAAAGUUUGCCUUCUACCUGCUCUUGUUAGCGCCGGACCGCGGGCGAGCGGUUAUUGGUUUCCGUUAAGGACCUUUGUCAUUCCCGGGGGAUUCAGAGCACAGCCAGCUUUUGGAUGGCUCUGAUGGACCUGCCGCCGUGUCCCCUGGCCUUCCUUUGGCGGAACCUCCCAGUUGGCCAGGCUUGCCCUGCUCAUCGGUGAUCCUCUGGCUCCUGGCUCUGUAAUCUUGCAGACCUGCGUUUGCUGGGAAGAUGUUCCUGGUAGGCCUGACAGGGGGCAUUGCUUCAGGUAAGAGCUCGGUGAUCCAGGUGUUCCAGCAGCUGGGCUGUGCCGUGAUUGACGUGGACAUCAUUGCCCGGCACGUUGUCCAGCCAGGAUACCCAGCCCACCGGCGCAUCGUGGAAGCCUUUGGUCGGGAAGUCUUGCUGGAGAACGGCGAAAUCAAUCGCAAGAUCCUAGGCGACUUGAUCUUUAAGGAGCCCAAACAGCGGCAGCUCCUCAACAGCAUCACGCACCCUGAGAUCCAAAAGGAGAUGGUGAAGGAAACCUUCAAGUACUUUCUCCGGGGGUACCGCUACGUGAUUCUGGAUAUUCCCCUGCUGUUUGAAACCAAGAAGCUCCUCAAGUACAUGAAGCACACGGUGGUGGUGUACUGUGACCGGGACACGCAGCUUGCACGGCUGAUGCAGCGGAACAACCUGAGCCGCGAGGACGCCGAGGCCCGCAUCAGAGCCCAGCUGCCCCUGACGGAGAAGAUCCACCUGGCCCGCCACGUCCUGGAUAACUCGGGCGAGUGGAGCGCCACCAGGCGGCAGGUCCUCCUCCUGCACGCGGAGCUCGAGCGCUCCCUGGAGUACCUGCCGCUGAGGUUGGGUGUCCUCGCAGGCCUGGCCGCCCUCACAAGCCUUCUCUAUCUGCUCAGCCGCUACCUGCUGCCUCAGCCUUAGCCGCGAGUGCCACAGCUUCCUUGGGGGCAGACGCCUGGCCGCGCAGCCUGUUUCUUCACCCUCGUCAACACACACAUUCUCUGGACGCUCGGAUCCCACACUGGGCCACCUUCCUCUAGACUACAUGCUGCCCUGAGACCAGGGGAGGGGGCAGCCACAGUCGGGGUCCUGCCUCCCGCCCUCCUUGGCAUCUCCUGCAGAACAGCAGCCCUGAUGGAUAGGAAAUCCACAGUCGGGGUCUCACAGACUGUGUGUCCCAGUC